AUGUCGCCCUCGGUGCACAACGGCGUGCGGCUUGACGAGAAGGACGACCCUGUCCCCGGAUUCACUGCAGUCAAUGGCCGCUCUCCUCCGCAGACGCUGAAGCUGAGCGUCAAUGGGUCGGAACGCCGCCACUCACGGGCUGAGGCCACUCCCGAAAACGAUCGUGUGCAGGACAGGAGGCCUCUCUCGCAGCAGCCAGACCGCCCUGAUAGGCCGCUGACCCCGCGUCCGCCCGAGCGUGAUACGCGCCCGUCGAGCCCGGCGAAGCGCAAGCGCUCCCUGUACGAUGACGACGAGGGUGCGGACAUGUACUCGCGGCCCGCGCCGCGGAUGGUGCGGCAAGCCCGCAGCAGUUCAAGUUCCGAGGAAGAGGACGACGAGGACGAUGAAGAGGACGACGAUGAUGACGAGGAAGAGGACGAUGACACCUUGGACGACGACGAAAAUGGGGAGCCGUCGGCGCAGACGAGAGACUUCGUUGCCAGAUCGCAACGCCACACUAGUAGUGCUGGCGUUGAUCACUCGAGCUCAUGGCCGGCUUGGCCGCCGCCACAGACCCGCAUCGCCGCAGCGCUGAGGGCAUUCCCGGGCUAUAGUGAACAGAACUCCUACCCGCACGGGCAAUCUGGCUCUUCUAUUGUGGGGCCCUCAUUGCCUCAGCCACCACAUCUAGGCUCUCCGCAGCCGGCGAUAACGGCACAAUUAGCGAUUCAACAGCAACAACACCAGCAGCAUCAGCCAUCGCCACUCCCGCGUAUACCACCGCCGCAGCACAAGUCAGAGAAAGAGAAGAUGCUAGGAGGUACUUUCUUCAAGCCGUUUGCGCCAGAAUUGCGCGCCCAGCGAGAGCAAUGUAAGGUUGCUCUGGAUAUUUUCAACCGUGCGUGCGAGUACGGAUUCAACCUCAAGAUUGGCAAAAACGUCAAGAUAGCGAAGGACUGCAUGAUCGAGGACGUCGCCGAGGUGGUGAUCGGAGAUGACUGCGUAUUGGGGCCCGGCGUCACCAUAAACACGAUGGAAUGGAGCAAGAGCGCGCAAGACAGGGCUGAGGGCCUGGCAACUGCGAAGAUGGUCAGACUCGAGAAUGGUGUGGUUCUUGGAGCCCGCGUCCUGGUCAUGCCUGGCACACACAUCAAGAGUGGCUCGGUGGUAGAAGCAGGGACGAUCCUGAAAGGAGAGGGCGUGCAGCGCGUCGGCAUGAUCCAGCCCUGGCUCGAUGCCUUCCCGCGCACCGUUGCCCCCAUUGUCGACGAGAUUGACGACACGCUCGGCUUCAGCCUGUCGCGCCUCAUCGCCGACGGCCCCAAUGCCACCCUGACAGCCACCGAAAACGCACAGCCCGCCAUCAUGGCCACCUCGGUGCUCAUUCUGCGCGUGCUGCAGACCGAAUUCGGCUUCCAGCCCCGGAAUCGCGUCGACUUCACCCUGGGCCACUCGCUCGGUGAGUUUGCCGCUCUGGUCGCGGGCGGCUAUCUUUCAUUCACCGACGCUCUGCGUAUGGUGCGCCGCCGCGCCGAGGUCAUGGCGCGCUGCUCGAAAGACGCUUCUGCUGCCAUUGGUGGCGGUGAGGUGGGAAUGGUCGCUAUCGUGUGCGAGAACGAGGAGCGCAUGCGCGCCCUUACCGACAUGGUGUACGAUUUUCUUGGGAUGGGCUCUGACGGCUCCAAGACCAAUUCCACCGAGGACGUGCCCGCCGUAGACAAGGUCCUCAUCGCCAACAUCAACAGCAAAAACCAAAUCGUACUCAGCGGCAGCAUCGAGCGCAUCACAACCCUCCUGACCCACCUGCGCCAAUUUGGCGGACACGAUCCGCGAGCCGUUCGCUUGAAAGCCGACAGCCCCUUUCACUCGCCAUUGAUGAAACCUGCCGAGGAGGAGAUGAAACGCAUAUUGGCCCGCCCUUCGAGAAGCGCUGGUGACCAAGACAUUGUGACCUGGCCAGGCUACAUGCCCUGCAUAUCCAACGUAACCGCACGUCCUUUCAAAAAUCGCGCCGAGCUGAAGGACUUACUCGCGCGGCAAUGUGUGGAAACGGUCAAUUGGUGGGGGUCCGUCAAAUAUUUGCACAAAGAAGAAAAGGUUCGAAGGUGGCUGGGUAUCGGGCCUGGCAAAGUCGGCCGCAAUCUCGUCGGGAAGGAAACAGGCAUGACUUCAGGAACCGUCAAGGGCGGCGGCGUCUGGGGUGUUGAUGAUCCACGUCACGUUGAAGAAAUCAUGAAGGCCCUCGACGAAACCGAGCUAGCCUAUGAGGAGGACUGA
Messenger RNA from Lasiodiplodia theobromae, 2259 nucleotides. Its product is annotated as Malonyl-acyl carrier protein transacylase. Gene Ontology annotation, molecular function: [acyl-carrier-protein] S-malonyltransferase activity. Gene Ontology annotation, cellular component: mitochondrion. Gene Ontology annotation, biological process: fatty acid biosynthetic process. The record is from RefSeq and is a predicted model, not a curated record. The transcript has 4 exons. NCBI's taxonomy places the organism in Eukaryota, Fungi, Ascomycota, Dothideomycetes, Botryosphaeriales, Botryosphaeriaceae. The coding region runs from base 1 to 2259 and encodes 752 amino acids.